AUGAUCUCCCCGGAGCCGCCCCCCGGCCCCCCGGGCGCUCCCCCCGGGCCCCGCCACGUCGUGGCCACCAUCGAGACCCUGGCCGCCGGGCCCCCCGCCGCCGCCCCCCGGCCGGACCCCGCCCCGGACCCGGACCCGGACCCGGACCCGGACGGACCCCAAGACGGACCCCCGGGCGGACCCCAGCCCGCAGCCGCCGCCCCCAGCGCGCGCCAGAGGCUCCGCAGAGCGCUCAACAGGGAGCUUCUGGUCUCCGUGGCGCUGGGCCAGGUUCUUUCCCUGCUCAUCUGUGGCAUUGGCCUGACCAGCAAAUACCUGUCAGAGGACUUCCAUGCCAACACCCCGGUCUUUCAGAGUUUUCUCAACUAUAUCCUCCUGUUCUUGGUCUACACUACCACAUUGGCAGUCCGGCAAGGAGAAGAAAAUUUGCUGGCCAUUCUGAAGCGGCGAUGGUGGAAGUACAUGAUCCUGGGCAUCGUUGACAUUGAAGCGAAUUACUUGGUAGUCAAGGCUUACCAGUACACCACGCUGACCAGUGUCCAGCUGCUGGACUGCUUCGUCAUCCCCGUGGUCAUCUUGCUGUCCUGGUUCUUCCUGCUGGUGCGGUACAAGGUCGUGCACUGCGUCGGGAUCGUCGUGUGCAUCCUGGGCAUGGGCUGCAUGGCCGGGGCCGACGUCCUGGCGGGCCGCCAGCAGGGAUCAGGAGAAAACAAGCUGAUCGGGGACCUCCUGGUGCUGGGGGGCGCGACGCUGUAUGGCAUCUCCAACGUGUGCGAGGAGUACAUCGUGCGCAACCUGAGCCGCGUGGAGUUCCUGGGCAUGAUCGGCCUCUUCGGCUCCUUCUUCAGCGGCAUCCAGCUGGCCAUCAUGGAGCACAAGGAGCUGUUGAAGGUGGCCUGGGACUGGCAGAUUGGGCUGCUGUACGUGGGCUUCAGUGCCUGCAUGUUCGGCCUGUACAGCUUCAUGCCAGUGGUUCUGAAGAAGACCAGCGCCACAUCCGUCAACCUCUCCCUGCUCACGGCAGAUCUGUACAGCCUCUUCUGCGGCCUGUUCCUCUUCAACUACAAGUUUUCAGGCCUUUACCUCCUGUCCUUCUUCACGAUCCUCAUCGGGCUACUGCUCUACUCCUCCACGUCCACCUACGUGGCCCAGGACCCCCGCGUGUACAAGCAGUUCCGCAACCCGGCCGGCCCCGUGGUCGACCUGCUGACCCCGGCCCCGACGGAGCCCGCGGUCACCUACACCAGCCUGGGCCAGGAGAUGGAAGAGGAGCCCCACGUGCGCGUGGCAUGAGUCAUGGCCGGCCCUCCCGCCUGCCCCCGGAGAAAGGUAUUUGCUGGAGCUCCUUGCCCUGGGGCCUCCAGGAUCCGGACCAGAAGUUCCCGAGGGGACCAGUAGACUGUCCUGCAGCUGCCCCUGUGGGAUCUCCGGGGCCUGUGGCCUCUGACUCUGCCCUUCCAUCCCACCCACCCCCCCUCCUUUGAGGGGCCACAACCCCUGAACACAAGGGGAUUCUGCGGCCCUGGGAAACGUUGCCGGGGCCCCACAGAGCUGCCCGCCCAACCCCUGGACGUCUGUCCUUCUGGCCUUUCCCAGAGCAGGUGAGGGUCUGACUCCCUCAGACCUCCCAGGACCCUGCUCUCCCACAGACGUGGCUCCAGUGGUCCUCGACUGGGCAGGGCAGGGAGGGGGAUUGGUGGGCAGCUUUUGAGGGGAGGUCAGGCUUCCGACCGCCCCAGCCUCUGUUCCAGCGGGGGAUGUCCAGUGAGCAUUUUUGACCUCUUGUAAUCCACCGCCCAUUCCGGGAAACGGGAUCUUUCGACUUUGGGAUUUCAUUGUUUAGAGUUGGGUCAAACGGGGGCCUACUGAGGCAAUCCCCUCCCCCUGGUUUUCCAUCCCCUCCACCGAGCAAGGCUCUUCCUGCUGAUGAAACGUGUGACGCGGAGGGCCCGGGGAGGCCCAGCCUCUCCCCGGCUCGGACUUCGGAUUGCCAGGAGCCACUCGGUGACCUUUCCCAUCCUAACGACCAAGAGGGGAACAUUUCCACCAUGGAAACACCCUCGGCUGCCUGGAGACCUACGUGUAGGACGCUGAGAACAAGCAGUUGUGCCGAAAUUGAAGGGGAGCUGGGUCCACCGGCCUGGUGAUCCCACCCUUCAGCCCUCCCUGGCUGCCUACUCUUGGGGCAUACUUGAAAAGUGUGGCUGAAUCCCCCGUCCCUUCUUCCAGACAUGGUUUUCCUAGACGAUGGUUGUGCAGGUGACUACAUUUGGGUUUUCUGGUACACAUUUCAAUCCCCCGAAGCUGUUCACUGGUAUUUAUUAAUACAGGAAACUCAGGGCCAUCUGGAUGAGCUGGCACAAUCACACUUUCAGGAAUCAAGAACAUCCUUAUGCCAGCCUGGGUAGUUUCCUUGCGGGUCCCCACAGCCAAGAGGGCCCUCGUUGGAGCGGCAGACUUUAGGGAAAAAAGUCAAGGAUCUAGGAAAACCAGAGAGAGUUCACUUUGGGUCACCAGAGGGAACAGUAGAGACAAGGUAGGGAGAGUAAGAAGUGUUAGAUUGUCCAACCCUGACCAUGAGGGUGGGUGUCCAGGAGGGUGGGAGCCCUGGUGACCCUGUUUCAGACAGAGUCCUGAACCAGACUGACUCAGGAUGGUCUGCCAUUGACUAAAAACAACAAUCAAAGCCAGCAAUUGGGCGGAUUCCCUCUCCAUCCCUUUGUGAUCCUCGCAGGGCCCCUUCCGGAAGGACUUUCCCUGAAGUUUUUAAUGGAAUCCAAGGCAAGCAUUAGGGUGGGAGAAAGCGGUGGCCCAGGCGGGAAUGCUCUAGCAAGACAAGAAGCUCUGGGUUUUGCCAAACGAGCCACCUCAUUUGAGUUUAUUCCAAUGGACGGCGGAGGGGAGAGGUUUGAUGCAGACUCUGGGAGAGGGUCUCACCAAAGCACUGACCCUCAGGGGCAGGGUCUGCCCACUGGUGUGUCCUAAGAAGGGCAGUCUGGCCCAGAUCCAACCUUCCUCUCCAGGGGACACACACCCUAGAGAUGGGAGUGGUGGGGGAGGGCAGGACUAUUGCGCUGUUUGGAUUCCUCCGUCACCACCUCUGCUCCCCUGCACCCCCCACCAUAGCAAUAGGUUUUUAAUCACCUCAAAUCCCUGGAGCGCCCACCCCUUUGGGC
Messenger RNA from Tachyglossus aculeatus (Australian echidna), 3176 nucleotides. RefSeq names its product solute carrier family 35 member F1 (gene SLC35F1). The record is from RefSeq and is a predicted model, not a curated record. The coding region runs from base 1 to 1293 and encodes 430 amino acids. Gene Ontology annotation, molecular function: transmembrane transporter activity. Gene Ontology annotation, biological process: transmembrane transport. The transcript has 8 exons. Lineage: Eukaryota; Metazoa; Chordata; Mammalia; Monotremata; Tachyglossidae. Gene Ontology annotation, cellular component: membrane.